UCGUGGGCACGUUUGCGCCAGGUUUGCGCACGUUUUUCGGACGGGGAGGAGUGAAAAUCUGAUCUGUCGUUGAAGAAGUGUCUCUCGCAGGGCGACGCACUCGACCGACUGCUUUUUGUGAUUCUAUCUCAGAGUUUAGUAAACUAAGGAAGCGAACCCUUGCGAUGGCCGACUCAGACGCGAAAAAGGUUCUGGAAUACAAAGAGCGCGUCAAGAAACAGGCCGAGGAGCUCGUGCUGAAGGAGUUUCCUCGGAAAAUCGUGGUCUUGGAUGAGCUUUUGAAGACGAGCGACUUCAACAGGAAGAACCUGGAGGAGGUGCACGAAUCGCUCAAUAUUCCUGUCCCAGAACCGGUCCAGCUAAACAGCCACUCUGAGCCCGUGAACAAGCGGUGGAAGGCUGACUCGAAGCUGGAAGAAAUCACGGGCACCAAGGUGAUGGCCCUGACCAACGGGGCCGUGCCCUGCAACAAGCACCUCUGCAACCUGGUCUUCCAGGUCAAGCCGCACGUCCGGCAGCUCGUCGAGGAUUCCAAUGUGCUGAAGAUGUGGGUGUCGUUCCUGAUUCCAAAGAUUGAAGACGGAAACAACUUUGGCGUGUCCAUCCAGGAGGACACCCUGGCCGAAAUCCAGUCUGUAGAGUCUGAGGCCGCUGCCUUCUAUGACCAGAUUUCCCGCUACUUUCUCACCAGGGGCAAAAUCGUCUCAAAGGUGGCCAAAUACCCGCACAUUGAGGACUACCGUCGGGCGGUGGAGGAGCUGGACGAGAAGGAGUACUUGAGUCUGAUGCUGGUGCUGUGCGAGGUGCGCAACAGGUACUCGACCCUGCACGACAUUGUGACAAAGAACCUGGAGAAGAUCAAGCGGCCGCGCUCAUCCAACACCGAGUCGCUCUACUAGACGGACGGACAGUCGGACGACCGCGUCCGCACGCAAAUGUGAUCGCAGCGCCCUUUGAGCGCUUUAAUUCCUUUGAGAAAGACGCAUUAUUUUUUAUUACUCACAUCUCCACUCACCCCCAGAAGAAGCGGCAGCAGAAAAGCAGGACCCUGGCUGGCCAUCUCUCAUGUUUUUGUUUGUAUUUGUGCGAGGGAUUGUUUCGCGGUUGGCCCCCCACCACGCCAACUCAAUAAAUUACCAAUUCUCAUAAAACAAUCCUCA
This is a messenger RNA of Neocloeon triangulifer, 1160 nucleotides long. RefSeq names its product proteasome activator complex subunit 3 (gene REG). The coding region runs from base 165 to 899 and encodes 244 amino acids. Gene Ontology annotation, biological process: regulation of proteasomal protein catabolic process; positive regulation of endopeptidase activity; regulation of G1/S transition of mitotic cell cycle. The transcript has 6 exons. Gene Ontology annotation, cellular component: nucleoplasm; cytoplasm; proteasome activator complex. The record is from RefSeq and is a predicted model, not a curated record. NCBI's taxonomy places the organism in Eukaryota, Metazoa, Arthropoda, Insecta, Ephemeroptera, Baetidae. Gene Ontology annotation, molecular function: endopeptidase activator activity.